Hylaeus anthracinus is the source of this 1961-nucleotide messenger RNA. Its product is annotated as enoyl-CoA hydratase domain-containing protein 3, mitochondrial. The transcript has 6 exons. Gene Ontology annotation, cellular component: mitochondrion. The coding region runs from base 243 to 1124 and encodes 293 amino acids. Gene Ontology annotation, molecular function: hydro-lyase activity. The record is from RefSeq and is a predicted model, not a curated record. NCBI's taxonomy places the organism in Eukaryota, Metazoa, Arthropoda, Insecta, Hymenoptera, Colletidae.
UCAUUUAAUAAAGUGAGAACAUUAAAGAUAUUUCUGGAGAAAAGCAAUUUUAUUAUGCAAAAACAGGCUACAUAUAAGGUUAAUAAAUUAUCAUUAGUUUGCAUAAUGUUAUCACAAAACUACAUUACCAGCGAUCAGUAGCACUGCAUAUUAUGUACAAUCAUUCAAAGUCAUUCUGAUAACGAGUUACGGUACAGUUACAGUACAGUUUAUAAAAUUUUAAGUAUCGUGAAUAACGUGUCAUGUUGAAAUUAACGAAGAAAAAUAUCAUUACUUAUUCCCAGGUGGGACAAUAUAUUACAAAAACAUUUUCUACUGAUAGGAUGUUAUCUACAGGAGAGAAUUAUGUAGAUACCAAGGAAAAGGAUGGAGUGAGGACAAUUAUAUUAAAUCAUCCUGCAUCACGUAACUCCUUAUCACUGGGUAUGUUGAAGUCCAUCGUGUCGAAUAUCAAGAAAGAUGAAGAUAACAAAAAUCUUAGAUCCAUUGUUCUCAGAUCUGUACCAGGAAGUCUAUUUUCGGCUGGACAUAACUUAAAAGAAUUGACUGCUAACAAUGAGAAGCUUCACAAGGAAGUCUUUGAAACAUGCUCUGACAUGAUGCGAGCAAUUAGUCAGAGUCCAGUUCCUGUGAUCGCUGCUGUGGAUGGUAUAGCUGCUGCAGCUGGUUGCCAAUUAGUUGCUGCAUGUGAUAUUUCUAUUUGUACAGAAAGAAGCAUGUUUAGUACACCAGGGGUCAAUCUUGGAAUAUUUUGUUCCACACCAGGCAUUCCCUUGGUUCGAAAUGUACCCAGAAAGACAGCAAUGUAUAUGCUUUUCACAGGUUCUAGCAUUAGUGGAAAAGAAGCGUAUGAAGUGGGUCUUGUGAGUAAAGUAGUGCCAAAUAACAAAUUUGAAGAAGAAAUCAAUAAUAUCACCACAGCUAUAAAUUCAAAAAGUCGGUCAGUCGUGCAUAUUGGAAAAACAUUUUUGUACGAACAAAUGGAUCUCGACAUUUCGACUGCAUAUUUCCUGGGAACUGAGAAAAUGGUCAACAAUUUAAAAAUGAAAGAUGCUCAGGAGGGAAUUAAAAGUUUUAUUGAAAAGAGGAAACCAGUUUGGCGUCAUGACUACGAAAAAGAUUGAUGGAUGUUAUAUAAACGUGUAACUUGCUUUUGUUUAAUGAAAAAGCACAUGCCAUAAUUUCUAUACGAAUUAUUACAAAACAUUUUUAUUCUAUUUUCUAUAUUAAAUAAUUGAUGUCUAUUACAAUUCCUUUCAAUUAUUAAAACCAUUAACUUAUUUCAAACAUUAAUCAUUUUUUUUUAACCGAUGAUUAGUCAUCUAACGGUGAACAGGUUGAACCAUAUUUGCGAUUGUUUAAUCUAAAUUGCUGAGCAAAGCUAUUGAAUUAGAUUAGAAUACCUUGUUACGUCCCAGCUCGUUAAGAUUUUUACUUGGAUUCUUGUCUUGGCUACUGAGCUUUCGAUUACAUAUGCAACAAUAAUAUUAAUAUAAAUAUAAAAGUAAUUCUUUAACAAUACCAGUCGUUAAACUUAGGCUAUCGGGUGUUCUGGUAGGUUGUCUGGUCCCGGGCUCGGCUGUGUUUGUCUAUCACGAAAGCAAAAUGAUUUUUAUAAAUUUUAAUUUCAAAGUAUAUAUGUUUAUGAGAAUUAAAAUAUACUAUCACCGUUAACGAGAUUGAAAACAAUAUUGUAAAAUAGAAUGUAAUAUAGCAAUAGACCCCAUCUUUUAAACGAAUGUAUAACUUUUUAAUUUUGUAAUAAAACCAUCAUAUCUUGUAGUAAAACAUUUUUUUCCUGACAUUUUUUCAAAACCUUCUUGUCAAAAACUGAGUCCUAUGAAUCGCGAUCUAUUUAAUUUAAUCGAGUGAUCGAACAUGAAUAAUUCUAACGCGUAUGUUUUUAUAAAGAGUGAACGAUAGAUUUUAGAAUGGAUGACUUGUGGUUGUUAUAUUUAUCA